Prorocentrum cordatum is the source of this 957-nucleotide messenger RNA. NCBI's taxonomy places the organism in Eukaryota, Dinophyceae, Prorocentrales, Prorocentraceae. The record is from the annotation of a GenBank genome assembly.
AUGGACGAGAAGGUGGCUUGGGAGGAGAGCCUCACCUUUGUGGGCACUGUGAUCGACCUCAAGGGUACAUUUGGCCUGGCCGGCGAUCACAUACUGGGAAACUUGAGCAAACAAGGUGUUCCUCAAGUAGAGGACGGUCUGGGCAGCGUUUCUCUGGAGCUCGAGCACCUGGACGCCAACGCAGAGCCAUUGGAAUCAGACCGCAAGCUGGAGCGCAAGGCAACAGGCCAACGGGCUGCAACUCCGCAGGGCGCCGUGGGGCACAGGGCGAUCGACAGGUAUCGCUUCAAUCUCUGGUGGAGGUGGCGGCAGGCGCAGCACGCAGCCACGAGAGACAAAUGGUCUGGGCCGCAUCCGCAGCGCUUCAAUAUCCAGCGCUGGGAAGAGCAGAUCUCGGAGGUCUACGGCGAAGGCUUCUCUGAGGACAUCUGCGCGAACGCCGGCUGGUUCACCAGGGCGCUCGACCGGGCUGGCCGGAAGAAAGCCCAGGCGGACAGAGGCGCCAGGGCCCUGGACGCAAACGACGUGGACGGCUGGAAGUUGGAGCGGCCCCAGCUGGAUUUGGCAGAGGAGGUGGACGAUGACCUGCUGGAGCUCCAAGUGCUGCUGGGCUGCUGCGAGCGGGACGGGAACCGGCACCGGAUUUCUGCGGCAAUUUUGGAGUUCGAGGUGAAGGCGAGAGUGCGGCGCACGUGGGCGUGGUUCCCGCUGGAGAGGUACGAAUGGUCGGGGCACGAGUAUGCAGAGCCCAAGGUCAAGCUCAGCUUCAAGGUGCCCGGCGCGGGCGCAUUGCCCGCCCGGGAUGUCCAUUGCGAUUUCGGCACGGACUGGUUCGACCUGAAGGUCUGGAACGUGGUGUGGCCCGAGUCUCCAGAGGUAAAGUACCACCACCGCGUCAAGAAGACCCGCCUGAUGCACAAUUGUGCCCUCGCAGUGCACCGUCGAGGCGACGGGUGA